This is a messenger RNA of Scylla paramamosain (green mud crab), 540 nucleotides long. RefSeq lists its product as uncharacterized. The record is from RefSeq and is a predicted model, not a curated record. Lineage: Eukaryota; Metazoa; Arthropoda; Malacostraca; Decapoda; Portunidae. The coding region runs from base 1 to 540 and encodes 179 amino acids. The transcript is spliced from 2 exons.
AUGGAGGGGGACGUGGUCAUCAAAGAGAUGGUGGUGGGGGGCAACACCGCUGUGGGAGGAAGCUUUAAGGGGGUGGCAGGGGUGAUGAAGCCCCCCACCCACCUCUCCACCCAUCACCCACCUCACACCUCCACCCACACUGCACACAGCCCCACCUACACCCCUUCCACGCACACUCCUCCGAGCAAGGCCAAACCCCCUCCCAUACCCACCACAACCAAGUCCCUCCCCACCAUACCCCACCCCAAGCCCCUCUCUCUCCCUCACCCCACCACACCCCUCCAACCCCCACACCCUGUCAAACGUCUAUCCAGUCCCCACAAAAUUUCCUCGCCCGUCUCCCCACCUACUACCACCAGAGCCUCCCCUCCCUCCCCACCCCCACAGACGACCACGGGGAGGGGAACUGGCAACCCGGCCACGCCUCCCACCCCACUCAGACCCCCCACAACUGAAGUACCAGAAGAGAAAGGGGAGGGACGAAGACAGAGGCCGCCCCUUGUCAACACCCAUGCUCCCUUGACUCUCCCUGGCCGCUGA